This is a messenger RNA of Amoebophrya sp. A120, 2309 nucleotides long. The record is from the annotation of a GenBank genome assembly. NCBI's taxonomy places the organism in Eukaryota, Dinophyceae, Syndiniales, Amoebophryaceae.
CUAGUAAGUAGUUCGUUGAGAUACUGGAUUCGUGGACCACGCUUGAAUUUUCGAUCUUUUUUAUGUCGUUCUUCGCAUGCGAUCGACCUAUAUUGGUAUUUAUGGAAGACAAACACAAAGACUAAGAGGGAAUGCGUGCAGGUAUCUCGAAGUUUACUUUUCGCUGUAGUUCCCCAGAACGAUCAUGACGAGGCACACUCGAUCUGAACUCAUGAAAUGAUAAUGAAUUGCGUAUGAGUCUUGAUGGUCUUCUCUCAUCGACAGAACAAUACGACGAGUUGAAGUCCUCGUCACGACGUGACAAGGUCCAACCUUCGCCCAAGAUGGAAUUCUUUCGUAAAAAUACCCUGACCGAGGCUUGUGGGAAAUGUUUCAUCUGCCAGGAAGCAAUCGCGACUGCUCCGGCCGAGACAACCUGCUGUAACAAGUGGGCUUGUGUGUCCUGCCUCGAAGAGUUGUACGAGGAAGAUCCCUGCCCCUGCUGUAGGGCUGAGGACGUUGAGUGGACUACCGUAAAACUCAUGGACAAGUUGCUGGACGAGGAGGAGGUUUUUUGCUCGCUCUGCAGCACGAGGAGCACGACUACCAUCAGCAUGACUCGUCACGACUACAAGUGCGACCAUAUCCAUAAGGAAUUUUGGUUGUGCGAAGAUCCGUGUCCACUUCUCAUUCGCCCGUGCAUCCACGAGGAUUGCACCUUCCACGGCAAGCUUGAGAAUCUGAAGAAGCAUCUUGCGCAUGACUGUGAAAAGGUAUACGUGCUUUCCUAAUUUACGCUAUCUUCACCCCUUCUGAUCAUCCGCUGGGUAUUGAUUUUAUCUGAACCAGCAGAAGCGGAAGGUGACGACACUCACAGAGAACUACGAAACUGUUUGUUGUUUUGCGUGACCAGCUAGAUUUUUUUUUUUCACGGAGGACUGCAGUUCCGUAUCCGUUCUACGUCCUGGCACUAAAAAAACAACUACUUCUGCAGGGUUAUCGCAAGUUGGACGAGGAGGCAAUAAGAGCGUGUGGUGGGAAAAAGGGUCUCAAGAAGUCACAACAAAUGAUCGAGGACCUGUUAAAGAAGUUCCCACCAAUGUCUCCGGAAGACCUGCGCCGCACACUUGCGGAUAAGAAGCUGAAUCUCACGGCGAGGUGGGCGAUUGCGCUUGCCGGGAGCGAAGAGGACGAGAUUGACCUGAUGGUCGAGCGUGACCUGGUGAGUCCGAGAAGUGGGUGUGCAAAGAGCGUCACUCAUAUUACGGAAUAUCUAUUCAAAGGUACCUGUUAUCAUUAUCUCGUGUCGCUGUUGGCAGAAGUCUUGGUAUUGGUUUUGGUGUUCGAGCACGAGUUUUUUUUGUGGUAAGGCUGAGCUUGUCGCGCUCGUGCGUGACGAGCACUCCAAGUGUCUCACAGUACGAACAAAAUUUUAACUCGUGUUUCUUUGUGUUGAUGCCAGCCAGCGUCUAGUAGCUGCAACAGGAGGAUGGUACUGGUAGAUGUAACACAAGAAGCUCUGUCCUAACGCCAAAAAAAAACGAAACAUCUCUUCUCAGGUAUUAAAAACACUGUGGUUGACAAAUCGAAGCUCACCGGAGAACCGACUCGGGGAACGCUAGGCCCAGGCGACUCCAUGUACGAGUUGCUCCAGGCGUAUUGGGCCACACUGAGUCACCGGGUAGUGGACCGUUGGAACCUCGAGGACUGGAAGGACCGGGACUUGCCAGAACACUGCAAAGUACAACCAGCACGCGACGACGGGAUGGCGUUGUGGAGUGCUGCUUUCGAAGCGCCAACGGCCGCCGUGCCGACGCCUAUGAGCGCGAGGGAACGCAGUCCGCGGCGAUAGAUCGUUCGUGGCGAUUUUUCGAGGACAACGACAAAACGUGCCUGUUCCGUGUAAAUGAGACGGAGCGUCUGAAAAGUGAAUCUGUAUGAUAAAGACAAAAACAAAUAGGGAAAGGAAAACUACUUACUUCUGAGACUGAGUCUGGUUUAGGUUUGGAUACAGCAAAGACGCGACGGUCACUCUUUGUAGCUCAACGAGCUACGACGAGACAGAAACAAGAGCUAAAUUUUCUUUGUACGAUUUUUGAACUUUACUUCUUGUUCUUAUCUUGAAAAUAAUUGAUCGCCGUCUUCUUGAUGUCGUGCGAUUCGCCUACAGGUGCACAAGUAUUCAAAUAAAGGAAAUAUUUUGCCGCUGGUAAUGCUAAUGUAGAUUUUCAGAACUGAGAACUAGUCGUUGGGUGUGACAAGUCCUUGAUCUUUACGAUUGAACUAAGAGUGAGACCAGCACAAAGAAAAAAGCCUCGCAGUUGUAUCAU